Messenger RNA from Oncorhynchus gorbuscha (pink salmon), 4735 nucleotides. RefSeq names its product abhydrolase domain containing 17A, depalmitoylase b (gene abhd17ab). The record is from RefSeq and is a predicted model, not a curated record. Gene Ontology annotation, biological process: protein depalmitoylation. The transcript has 5 exons. Gene Ontology annotation, molecular function: palmitoyl-(protein) hydrolase activity. Gene Ontology annotation, cellular component: endosome membrane; plasma membrane. The coding region runs from base 976 to 1947 and encodes 323 amino acids. Lineage: Eukaryota; Metazoa; Chordata; Actinopteri; Salmoniformes; Salmonidae.
CUGCCCUCUCCGUCACGUCCUGUACCUGUCAUUUCCGGAGAUGAAAGAACACUGCACAUCCAAUGGAUUAAUAAAUGACAGUAGCUGCUAAUCAUUUCAACCCCUAAAAAACGAUUUGAUUAUCAAAACGGAUAUUCGUGACGCUUGUUUUUGUGUUUGUUCCCAGGCUAUAUAUUUGCGUCGGUGUCCACAAAUGACUGUCCUCCUAAAAUUUGUGUUUUCAGUUCUGAAUAACUAGCUAGCUAGUUUGCUAGCUACCCAAUGCUAGCUGCUUAGCUGAUACAUUUCUGUGACCUAAUUUAGCUAACGUUAGCUGGCUACUUAGCGAUACAAAAUGUGUUGAAAAUUAAGCUUUGAUUUGGUUUCUGUGGUUAAAAAGAAUAUUGUUUUUGUGUGUCGUCAUUAGCAUUGCCGGGAUGUGUUUACUUAUUCCUUUGCAGGCACGACUUCACGCUUUGAAUCAUUUUGCUGUACUAACGUUAGCAGUAGAAGGUCAAUAUUGUUGAUGCCAGCUACAGCUAACUAUAGUGGAAUACUUCUCAACAAACCGUUAGGCCUAUGCGCAAUGAGAUGUAAAGCUACUGUUAGGCUAUUCGAUAUGAGAUGUAAACAGAGUGGGGGCUUCAGCUAUCCAGAUUCACAGUUGUUCAUUAGUUAGCUAGCUAGUCAUUAGCUAACAGGAAAAGUAGCCAUACCCAGUGUUGGCUGAAGUUAACCUUACUCGAACACUUGAAAACACCUCAAUAAUAACAAUACUUGGAAUAUGGAUUUCAUGUGGACUUCAGCCAUACUACAAAAUCACCUGAUUCUACUUUCAAAAUAACAUUUUCAGACGACCGUCUUAAUUUCAGAUUUUUGCUGACAGGAAAACUUUCAUGUUUUGUUUUGGAGAGUAGGGGUUGUCUUUGGAUCAAUUGUUUUUUGCAUGUGUUCUAGUUUAAUAUUUUUACAAAUAGUAUCCUCUCACAGUAGAAAAUGAAUGGCCUAUCUGUCAGUGAGCUAUGCUGCCUGUUCUGCUGCCCUCCCUGUCCGAGCCGUAUUGCCGCCAAGCUUGCCUUCCUGCCUCCUGAGCCUACAUAUUCCCUCUUGCCGGACCUCGAUGGGUCUGCGGCCCCAGGGACAGCAGGAUCAGCGGGGCUGAGAUCCAGGGGAGGGGUACCUGGAGCAGCUGUAGGGGGUUCAGGCAGCAAUGGUCCUGCAGAGGGCAAAUGGAAGCUCCACCUGACAGAGCGAGCUGAGUUUCAGUACUCCCAGAGAGAGCUGGAUGCUACAGAGGUGUUCUUCACCCGCUCCAGCCGUGGCAAUCGAGUGGGCUGCAUGUACAUCCGCUGUGCGCCCACCGCCAGGUUUACAGUGCUGUUCUCCCAUGGUAACGCGGUGGACUUGGGCCAGAUGAGCAGCUUCUAUAUCGGCCUGGGCACACGCAUCAACUGCAACAUCUUCUCCUACGACUACUCCGGCUACGGUGUCAGCACAGGCAAGCCUUCCGAGAAGAACCUCUACGCUGACAUUGAAGCUGCCUGGCAGGCCCUGCGCACACGAUAUGGCAUCAGCCCAGAGAACAUAAUCCUGUAUGGGCAAAGCAUUGGCACCGUUCCCACGGUUGACCUGGCAUCACGGUAUGAGUGUGCUGCUGUGGUGCUCCACUCCCCUCUCACCUCUGGCAUGCGGGUGGCCUUCCCAGACACCAAGAAGACAUACUGCUUUGAUGCUUUUCCCAACAUUGAGAAGGUGUCUAAGAUCACGUCACCGGUGCUGAUCAUCCACGGGACUGAGGACGAGGUGAUCGACUUCUCCCACGGUCUGGCUCUGUUCGAGCGCUGUCCCAAGGCCGUGGAGCCACUUUGGGUGGAGGGGGCAGGACACAACGACAUCGAACUGUACAGCCAGUACCUGGAGCGCCUGCGCCGCUUCAUUGGCCAGGAGCUGGCCGCACAGCACGCCUGAACACCCCCACACCGCCUCCAGGCUCCAACACUCCUCUGGCUCUCCUCUGUUCCCCUGGCUCUCCUCUGUUCCCCUGGGUCUCCUCUGUUCCCCUGGGUCUCCUCUGUUCCCCUGGGUCUCCUCUGUUCCCCUGGGUCUCCUCUGUUCCCCUGGGUCUCCUCUGUUCCCCUGGGUCUCCUCUGUUCCCCUGGGUCUCCUCUGUUCCCCUGGGUCUCCUCUGUUCCCCUGGGUCUCCUCUGUUCCCCUGGGUCUCCUCUGUUCCCCUGGGUCUAAGUGGGUCAGGAGGAGUGGAUGGCUGGGCUCUCAGAAUGAAUGAUCCUUCACCUUUUGGGGCGGCUUUGUCUGGAUGUGCGGCAGCCCUGUCUUUUAGUUGUUUUCCUAUUUUUCUGUCUCUGUUACCUGUCAUUAAUCCUGGUCAGAGAAUCUAUUCCACCUCCCGCCCCUUGGACAGUGCAAGAAUGCACCCAGGCAUGGAGGACUCUACCUUCUGCCUGUUUUAUUUCUAUCUGUCUAAAGCCCCUCUCUAAUACCCCAGGCAUGGAGGGCUCUCUACCUUCUGCCUGUUUUAUUUCUAUCUGUCUAAAGCCCCUCUCUAAUAUCCCAGGCAUGGAGGGCUCUCUACCUUCUGCCUGUUUUAUUUCUAUCUGUCUAAAGCCCCUCUCUAUUACCCCAAGCAAAAACAACCUUAAACAGGUUAGGUGUUCUAAACACAUGUACUGUAUAUCAUCUUCUGAGACGUUUACACAUGAUUCAAUUUUAACUAACAACCCUAACAUGGGCAAAUCAUUGAGUAAUGAAAGUCUGUUUUGAGCACUGACAUUUUGGUAUUUAAUUUGAAUGGGGAAUGUGUGUAUUUCUCUUUUCUAACACAACGAUGACACUGAGCCACUACUUUACAAAUCCUGUGGUGUUGACGUAUGAGUAUAACUGUCCUAUUUGAAAGCAGGUUUGUUGCUAAGGUUUCUUGUGGAGUCUUUUUUCUUUGCUCUUCUCUUUCUCUCCUGUCUCAUCCUCUCUUCAUCUGUCUCAUUUACAAUUAAGCUGUCAGAUUAAUAGUCCAUGUCUAUGAAUAAUUUCUUUCAUAGACAAAUCUUACGUUUUUAUAAUUAUUAAGCAUGGUUUAAUUCUAAUCUAAAAAGUGAUUAGAGCAUAAGUAAUUUUUAAAAAGUUGCUGAAUAUUGCUUUGUCUAAAGUCCAAAAUCUCUCUGCCAAAUUAAUUGUUUCAAAAGCAUCAUUAAGUCGCUAACAUCUCUAAGACGUGAUUGAUUUCUAACUCUGCAACCAUUCUCAUGUUUCACUACCUGAUUCAUAUUCUACAGUAGUUGUACUACAAUUGAUGUUAUGAACAUGUGAGUUUACCUUUAGAACACAAACUAAGUCCUGCCAUGUUCUCUGAGUUAAGGAGGCAUUAGUUGGCCUUUACUCACACAGAACUCAAUUCACAUCUUACUGGGUUUCUAUAUGGGAUGUUUUCCAAUGGAUUUUUAAAAUCUUUGUAAGUGAUUUAGAGUUGUACAUAUUCAAUUUCACUUGAGUUAUUUAAUUCCUCUAAAAACACAAAAUCAUUGUAAAUUACUAGGCUUAUGCUGGUAAUGGCCAUUCGCAUAGUAAAUUGGGUCAGGUCAGUUGAGAUUAAGCUGGUUAGGAUGGAUUAAGUAUUAACUGAACUUGCUGCUAAAGAUGAGGAUAAAUGGAUUGAAAAGGGUCAAACCCUCCACAUCCAUUGUAUAAAUUAAUGCUGCUUAGUUUGAGGGGAAAUGUAACAGUCAUACAUGUUAUUUUACGCUGUACAGUGGAAUGGAUCCAGUGAUGUACAGUACUCUUUGCUGGUGUCAUGUUGCAUGUUUGAUUGGUUGCUCUUUUGCUUCAUGUUAGGGGUAAUAACACUUCGUUAUAACACUAGUAGAGCUAUGGAAUAAGAUGUGCUCUAAUUUAUUAUUCACUAGCAGGCUCCCUUUUCAGCUCCAACUAGCCCUUUUCACUGACUUCCUACUGUUGCCACUCUAUUUCAGACAGACUUAAGAUUCCACAAUUUCUGACCGACUGUGUGAAAGUCGACCGAAUGCCCAACUUCCCUGGCAUACAGGGUCCACCACCACUCACAAGACAGUGGAGGUCCUUUGUUUGGGUUGGGUUUUGGGGGAGUCAGGAUUACUUGUACACAGCAAUCAAAUUUUAACAGUAAAUGUUCUGUCUUGAACAAAGCAUACCUCUUAUAUUGUUAUGUUCAUCAGAACCAAAAAAAGUCCAUCACCCAUAGGACAUGGGUUUAUUGUCCAUCACCACAUAAACAGUUAGGGAACAAAAGUUGUGCGCCCUGAAUCAGCCAGGAUAUGCUCUUUGUUCAAGCUGCUAAUAGUUUGGUUUGGGACAGCUUAAGCGUGUUUACUCUCUAUGGACGAUUGUAUGGAGAAUACAAGCAAUACAGCAGAUUUGUGUGUGUCUGGGUGGCCUGAGAGAGGAUUGUGUGUAGCGGAUGAUGGACUGGACUUCGAGUGUGAGGAGUUCCAGACACACAUUCAGAGCUUUUGUUUAAAGAAACUAAGUUAUAGAAAUGUAUUUUUUAUUCAAAUGUGUUUACUAUAUUACAUUGUUUGCAGAUUGUUUAUUUUUUUGCUGAGGGUUAAGGAUCCAAGUGGAUGAUGGGGGUUGGUAUGUUAUUGUAUCCAGUUAUGCAUUGUUUAUUAUUUACAACUUUGUUAUAUUUAGUUUAAAAUGUUUUCCUCACCCCCCCCACCUCCCCAAAAAAACAUCUUCGAAAAUAAAAUAAUGAAUUGAUCAAAUUUGA